Messenger RNA from Suillus bovinus, 165 nucleotides. RefSeq lists its product as uncharacterized. NCBI's taxonomy places the organism in Eukaryota, Fungi, Basidiomycota, Agaricomycetes, Boletales, Suillaceae. The annotation marks the transcript as partial. The record is from RefSeq and is a predicted model, not a curated record. The transcript has a single exon.
CAACCUUCAUUUCACAACAACCAGUCAUUUCUCAAGAAGGUUGAUGAACUCCUGCAUGGAGCCGCCUGGAGCUGUAAGAAAAUUAGCAUUCAAGGAAAUAGAAAAGACAAAAAAGGCGAACCGUUGCAUGAAGAUGUCGAAAUUUGGAUGCGCAAUCCUGUGGAG